ACAUCAAAAUUUUAAUUAAUUAUACAUUACCGCCCCCAAUUUCCAACCGUAAAUUUUUCACUCAACUCUGCAAUGCUUUCCAUGGCGAACCGCCUCCACAAGUCUCUCUUCCAAACCGCUCGUCACUUCCGAACCGCCGCCGGUUCAUCACCAUCACCUCCUUCGCGACGUCGGCCGAAGCACGCGGUGGCGACGAUGAAAAAGACCGAAGAUAAGUCGGAAUGGUGGGUAAUCGACGGCGAAAUGCACGAAAUCGGAGAGAACGUGCCGCCGCGAGAGAGAUUCGUGAUUCCUAGAGAUAAUAUUCCUAAUAAGCGUCGUAAGCAGCUCCGUGAACAGUUUAUGCGCCGCACUCGUCUCGUUCUAAAAGAAUCGGAGCAUGAGCCAUGGUGCAGAAGGUACAUGGAACUGUAUCAGGAGCUUAGAGAGAAUUGGGAGAGGUUGUACUGGGACGAAGGUUAUUCUAAGAAACUUGGUCAGGAUCAUGCCAAAUACGAUUCUGCUGAAGAUGACGAUCAGGAUUUUUCACCAUACAGGAAUAGAGCGCCACAUGCUGAAAUGAAGAAUCAAACAUUUGAGAGGAAUAGGCAAGAUGAUGUGUGGCAAAAGGCUAGCCAAAUCAGAGAUAAGUUUGAAUUUGAUAGAGAGAGAAGAAUGAGGGAAAAGGCCUUUGCACCUAUGAAUUAUGGAGGAGGUGGUUUCGUAAGAGAUGAUACACCAUCAAGAAAUCAGCCAUUAGAUGCACAAAGAUACUUCUCGGAGCCUGACAGCAGUGACUGAGUGUACCUCAGUUUACCAAGAAAAACCUUCCUGAAUAUACAUUUAGAUGCUCGCCUUGAUCUUGAAGAGAGUUGUAGCAAGAGUUCUACUGAGAAGGUGAUGGUAUAUUAAGGCCAUCAAAGUCUUAACUGGUUCAGGCCUAUUAGCAGCUUGCCUCGUUCAAGUUCUCAUCCUCAAACAGAGGAGAUGACCGAGUCUCAGUGACUUUGAAGUUGUACUGGCUAGACAUUCUGUGAACACAAUUUAGACCUAUUAUCAGAAUAUAUGGUUGUGUAAUUUGCUGUAUCCUUAUUUAUCUCUUUUAGAUGCGAGUUGCUAAACAAUGUACAGAAAAAAAUCCCAUCAUAUGCAUGAGAUUUUGAAUUUUCCUUUGUGAA
Molecule: messenger RNA, 1157 nt
Organism: Daucus carota subsp. sativus
Lineage: Eukaryota; Viridiplantae; Streptophyta; Magnoliopsida; Apiales; Apiaceae
Exons: 5
Coding region: 73-780 (235 amino acids)
Source: RefSeq, a predicted model, not a curated record